AUGAAACAAAGAUCAAUAUUUGAAUUCACUCAACGAAAAGUUGAAUCAACAAAUGAAAUCAUCGAAAUCAUGUCUGAAAAUGAAUUAGACAAUACUGAUACAGCUACCGAAGAGUCAUGUUUCUCAGUUACUAUUGAAACCAAACUAGAAGAUAUAUCAUGUCCCAUAUGUAAUAUCAACAUAGGUAAAUUAACUUUAUCCGAUAGGACCGAUCACGUAGAUACAUGUCUAGUACGCGUCACAUUUGUCCAAGAACCUCCAAAACCACUACUAAAACAAGAGAAUCCCAGACCCCCAACUCAACAAGAAGAACUCGACUCAAACAAGAGACGAAAGUUAGAAAUUCCCAAAGAUGCAGAGAAAUUAAAAUACAUGAACAGCACUCCCUCCAGCACAAAAUCAGACCAGAUCAAAGUCCCCAAAAGCAUCACCCCAUCCAAAGGUAACAGAAAGCCAAUCCCCCAUCUAAAACGAAUGUCCUUCCCCAUCAACCCUCCCACAAAACAACAAUCCUACCAAAUCAGCGUUGACGCGUUUUCAUUCGCCCCCGAUGACAAUAUCACCCAAUAUUUCCUCACCCAUUUCCAUUCAGAUCAUUAUGGAGGCAUAUCCAAAAAAUGGGCCUAUGAAAGAGUAUUCACCGAUGAUGAUUUUGAUAAUGAUUCAAAAUAUACACGGAUUAUUUAUUGUACUGAAAUAACAGGGAAAUUACUCACGUUAUAUUUUUCAAUUGAUCCGAGAUUUAUCAAACACUUAAAAAUGGAUACGCGAUAUUUAGUGAAGUCAUAUAACGGGGAGGCUGUGGAGGAUGGUGGGAUUGAGAGUAUGGAAGGGAAUGGGCCUGGGUUGUAUGUGACUCCAAUCACUGCUAAUCAUUGUCCUGGGGCGGCGAUUUUCUUGUUUGAAUCAAUUGGAUUAAAUGGGCAAAAAUAUCGGAUCUUACAUUGUGGAGAUUUUAGAGUGAAUAAAGAAAUUCUAUGUCAUCCAUUAUUGGAACCAUUUAAUCUACAAAGCAGGUCUCCAAACGAGGUAUUGAAGAUUGAUAAAAUAUAUCUUGAUACCACAUACAUGUCACCCGUUUAUAAUUUCCCAGCCCAGGAAUUAGUUUGUGAAACGGUUGCAACCAUGUUUCAAGAUCUUCUUCUCGAACAACAACAAGGGGAAUCAUUAUUCAGCACCUGGUUUGGAAUGCUUACACAAUCCCGAAUAACCGAUUUCUUGAGAAUCCAACAACAGCCCACUACAAAGAAGAAAAAGAAGUUUUUAAUAUUAGUAGGAACAUAUGUAAUCGGUAAGGAAAAGCUCGCAAUCACAAUCCUGAAAAAACUAGAUAAUUGUCCAAUAUAUGUCUCAAACAUAAACAGCCGGAAAAGUAAACUAGAAAUCCUAAAAACAUAUCAAGACCAAUAUCUCGACCAAGUCCUAACAUCAGACGACCUUGGCGACACCCACCCCUCGGAAUGCGUCAUUCAUCUAGUACCCAUGAAAAUCGUGAGUUCAAUCCAGGAACUAUCUAAUUAUUUCAACCAUAAUCGCUAUUAUGAAUCAUUUGAACGAUGUAUCGGGCUCCGACCCACCGGAUGGAGUUUUGUCCCUGGUGGAAAUCGUGGCAUAAAACAGGACGAGUCACUAGAGCCUAAGAAUCACCUACAUAUGGUAGCGGACAUAAUGUCAAUUCGACCCCAGUUUUCAUAUUUGAACAAUAUCCUAUCCCAAUCCCCCCCUGUAAUUAAAUCCAGCACGAAAGGAAAACCUGAUAGACAAUUAUAUAGGAUAUAUGCAUUGCCAUAUAGUGAACAUUCAUCAUUUCGGGAAUUGGCUUAUUUUGUAGUGUUUAUGAAGUCUGAUAUUGUGAUUCCGACUGUAAAUGUUGAGAAUUCGACUAAUGCCCGGAAUAUGGAUGCGAUGAUUGAGAUUUGGAAUUUAGUGCAGAGAAUUAAAUUUGGAGGGUUGAAGGCUGUUGAUAGAAAUAUAGAUAUGGAGGUGAUUGAGAAGUUUGAGAAUAUAACUUUAGAUAGUUUCUGA
This is a messenger RNA of Hemisphaericaspora subhashii, 2025 nucleotides long. Its product is annotated as DNA cross-link repair protein PSO2. The record is from RefSeq and is a predicted model, not a curated record. The transcript has a single exon. The coding region runs from base 1 to 2025 and encodes 674 amino acids. Lineage: Eukaryota; Fungi; Ascomycota; Pichiomycetes; Serinales; Debaryomycetaceae. Gene Ontology annotation, molecular function: 5'-3' DNA exonuclease activity; damaged DNA binding. Gene Ontology annotation, biological process: protection from non-homologous end joining at telomere; interstrand cross-link repair; double-strand break repair via nonhomologous end joining.